AUGUCAAACGACCGCCAGAACAUUGUCGUCGUAGGAGGCGGCCCAGUAGGAGCAGCGACCGUCAAGGCCCUCCUCGCCUCCAAAUCCUUCAACAGCGCAGCCCAGCGCAUCGUCGUCGUGACUUCCCGCCCCUUUUUCGUGCACCUCCCGGCUAUGAUUCGUGCCACCGUAACCUCUGAAGACGCACUCGAGACGACAGCCUUGAUGGAGUACGGUUCCUCUUUCGUUCCUGCAGACAAGGGCGAAGUCAAAUUCGGAAAGGUCGUCAAGAUCAUCGAGGAUGGCAAGGACGAGGGUGGGAGCGUCGUCUUGGAGGGAGGACAGAGCAUCAGAUAUAGCGUGUUGGUUUUGGCUACGGGAAACCUGUGGAAUGGACCUAUGGAUAUUCCGGACGAUAAAAAGGGUAUUCAGGGACUCUUCGACUCGUGGAGAGCCAAGUUUGAGAAGGCACAGAAUAUCGUUCUGGUUGGCGGAGGUGCUGUUGGUAUCGAGUAUGCUGGAGAGAUCAAAGACUUCUUCCCUACCAAGAAAGUCACCAUUGUCCAGGGAGAGAGCAAACUUCUCAACGACACCUAUCCUGACAAGUGGAGAGACGCCAUCCUGGCUCGUGUAAAACGAGGCGGCGUCGAUGUUAUUCUCGAUGAUCUACUCGACCAGACUGAACCUUCCUCAGAUGGCACUGUUACUACCCGAAAGGGACAAAGCAUCAAGGCAGACCUCAUCGUUCCAACAUGGGGAGGCCGACCCAACACUUCCUUCAUCAAAGAAUUCCUAGGCACCGACUCCCUCACCCCCACAGGCCACGUCAAAGUCAAACCAACCUUGCAACUUCCAGAUCACCCCCGAAUCUUCGCAGCGGGAGACAUCAUCGACUGGAAAGAACAAAAGCAGGCAGCCAAAGCACCCGCGCAUGGUGCUGUCGUCGCGUCUAACAUUCUGACAUUGCUUAACGGAACUGGCGAGUUGGUCCCUUACAAGGGCUCUACCGAAAUCAUUGUGGUCACCUUCGGCAGGGGCGGAGGAAGCGCUUACUUUGACUUCUUGUGGGGCCUCAUCUUUGGAGACUGGUUCGCUUGGUUGCUCAAGUCGAGGGGGCUUCUCAUCGAGAUGACGAGAUCGCAGUACGGUCUUGCCGCUCCUUCUUCGGCAUAG
Messenger RNA from Coprinopsis cinerea okayama7#130, 1152 nucleotides. RefSeq lists its product as hypothetical. The record is from RefSeq and is a predicted model, not a curated record. The coding region runs from base 1 to 1152 and encodes 383 amino acids. NCBI's taxonomy places the organism in Eukaryota, Fungi, Basidiomycota, Agaricomycetes, Agaricales, Psathyrellaceae. Gene Ontology annotation, cellular component: cytoplasm. Gene Ontology annotation, molecular function: electron-transferring-flavoprotein dehydrogenase activity; flavin adenine dinucleotide binding. The transcript has 4 exons.